This is a messenger RNA of Pelmatolapia mariae (spotted tilapia), 4658 nucleotides long. It is a transcript of the gene edc3, whose product is annotated as enhancer of mRNA decapping 3 homolog (S. cerevisiae). The transcript has 7 exons. Lineage: Eukaryota; Metazoa; Chordata; Actinopteri; Cichliformes; Cichlidae. The record is from RefSeq and is a predicted model, not a curated record. Gene Ontology annotation, cellular component: P-body. Bases 147 to 1583 code for a protein of 478 amino acids. Gene Ontology annotation, molecular function: mRNA binding. Gene Ontology annotation, biological process: deadenylation-independent decapping of nuclear-transcribed mRNA; P-body assembly.
GGUAUAAACCGUGAAAGCUUGCUCCAUUCAAAAAGCUAAGAAGCUAAUAGUUGAAGAAGAAACAGUUUUCUUAUGAGCACUUAAUAUCGCAGUUUAUUGAGUUGUAUUGUUCGGGGGGCUCUUCAUCACCGUAACUCCAAAAAGAAAUGGCCGCGGAUUGGUUGGGUAGUUUGGUGUCAAUUAACUGUGGACCAACGCUGGGAGUCUACCAGGGAGAAGUAUCAUCUGUGGACCAGUCCAGCCAAACCAUCUCCUUAAGACAGCCUUUCCACAAUGGAGUCAAGUGUCCCGUGCCAGAGGUCACAUUCAGUGCCAUUGACAUAAAAGACCUAAAGAUUUUAGAUUUUAGAAAUGACAAUAGUCGGACUACCUCUGCUGCACCUGCAAAGGUAACCAGCGCACCGGUUGCAGUCCCAAAGGGUGACCCUAGAUCUGUGGAGAAACUGAACUCUCCACAGCACUGCUCUAAAAGUUAUGGAGAGCGUCAUCUGGACAUACCUGGCCAGCCUAAAGGAUUCCGUCGAAGACAUAACUCCUGGUCAGCCAGUAAUCGAGGGGUAAAUCAAGUGACGCCGAAGAAGAAUGGGGUGAAGAAUGGCCAGAUGAAGCAGAGAGAUGAUGAGUGUUUUGGCGACGGCGUGGAUGAUUUCCUGGACACAGACUUUGAUUUUGAAGGAAACCUGGCUCUUUUUGACAAAGCAGCAGUUUUCUCAGAGAUUGACAUAUCGGAGCGUCGUAAUGGUGCGAGGUCACGCGGUACACCUCAGGAGCAGACUCCUACUCGGUACCGGCAUGAUGAGAACAUCCUGGAGGCCAAACCUGUUGUGUACAGACAGAUUACUGUACCGCAGCCUGGGGCCAAAGAAUAUUGCACCGACUCUGGACUUGUUGUACCGAGUAUAACCUACGAACUGCACAAGCGUCUGUUGUCUGUUGCUGAGCGCCAUGGUCUGUCACUGGAGAGGAGACUGGAAAUGACUGGAGUGUGUGCCAGUCAGAUGGCACUUACAUUACUAGGGGGGCCAAACAGAUUCACCCCGAAGAAUUUGCACCAGCAUCCCACGGUGGCACUGCUGUGUGGCCCUCAUGUUCAGGGAGCUCAGGGCAUCAGCUGCGGUCGCCACCUGGCCAAUCACGAAGUGGAGGUCGUCCUGUUUCUGCCAAACUUUGUCAAAAUGCAUGACGCCGUGACCAGCGAGGUCACCCUCUUCAACAAAACUGGUGGCAAACAGGUGUCCAGUAUCAAAGACCUCCCUGACACCCCUGUGGAUCUAAUCAUUAACUGUCUGGACUGUCAUGAGAACACAUUCCUGAUGGAUCAGCCUUGGUACUGGGCAGCUGCAGACUGGGCGAAUCAGAACAGAGCACCAGUGCUAAGCUUAGAUCCCCCUGCUAGCGGCCAGGGGCAGGCAGUCGAAGCCAAAUGGUCCCUCUCACUUUGCCUUCCACUCCCCUUAGCUGAAGGGGCUGGCAGGGUCUACCUGUGUGACAUAGGAAUUCCUCGCCAGGUGUUCCAGGAAGUGGGAAUCAAAUACCAUUCUCCCUUUGGCUGCAAAUUUGUCAUCCCCUUGCAUUCGGCAUAACGGGUCAGAUGGUCAACAUCUCACGUCACGUUGACAGAUUAAAUCUUUUAUCUUCCAUGACCAUUUGGGUUUUGGCGCCUUAUAUUCCAGAGUUAGAUCUGUUUUUCCAGUUUAUCUGUGAAAUUUCUAACACGGCGUGUGCAAACGGAUCUUUUUCCUCAUACUGAAGGACCAGUGGUGAUGCAUCUUACAGUAGCGUAGUAGGAUUAAGUGCAUAUAGAUAGAGAUAGGGGGGAAAAAUGUAAGCAUUUCUGAAAAUACAGACUUUUGGAGGGUAUAGCAAGCAGUUUAAUAAGAUUGCUAAUAAGUCAUGUUAAUUCAUAAUGAUAACCAAAGUGUCAAAGAAUGCAACAUUAGAGCCAUUUUAAAGAGGGAAUACAGAAGAACAGUGCUGGUUUCAACUUUUUAUGUUAAAGUUUCUCUUGCUCUCAGUUCAAACAUAAAUAUGGUGUCAUGCACACCAUAUCUGCAAUAUGUGCACAGCACUUGUGGCAAAGAUCAUUGUCAGCGUUGUCUCAGACAAAGUCUAACCACAUUUAGUUCUCUGUGAUGUAGUCACGAAGAACACGGCAUCUGGUUGUCUUUGUGUAUGUGCUGCAGAGAAGAGCGUCUGCUCUAGCCCUCACACAUACUCAGAGCUCCUGGUUUGGGAAAAAUGGCUUCAUCUUAUUGUACAAUACAUGCAGUGUCAGUGGCAUAUAAUGUUACGUCAUGUUUUUGCUGUUUAGGGCUAUCUUUUGUGAGCUCUCAAAAGGCAUGAGACGUGCAGUCAUAAUCCUCUUCACACUUGUCUGUUAUAAUGACUGCAUACAUUCAGACUUGCGCCAUGUUGAAAGUAUGAUAUGUAAAUGUUAGUCUGUUUUAGAUUGCUGCAGGGACUUUUAUGAGUAUGUGACUGUGUGCUUGUUCAGACAUGAAGUUGACACAUUAAGAUGCUGACAGCUUAAUGGCUGUAAGGGACUUUAAUGUUCAGAUUUAAAGUGAGUAGGACAAUCACUGAUUUAAAACAGGAAAGUUUUGAAAGUCAUGGCAAUCUAACUUUCUUUCAAAGCACUCCAGUGAUUAGACGCAGAUCCAUCUCGGUGUACACGCAUGAACAGUUUUCACACGUAUUGGGAUCUGACGGCUUACAGUUAAGCUUAGGCUGGUCUUUCCAUUGCUGCCUGCAGUACUUUGCCACAUUCUGUCACUGUUAUGUAAUGCUUUGGUGGGAAUUAAGCUUGUAAUAUUUGUCCUAAAUAUAACAAUGUGUUCAAAUACAAGGGCAGCAGAUUACAACAGCUUUUUUGUCUCUUCGGCAAAUUAUAUUGUGAUGAUAAGGGCUCUGGAAACAUGGCAUGUAAAAUAGAUGCAGUCAUACCUUUUCAUGAUAAUUUAAGGGGAAAUAAGUUUUUUAAACUUUGGUACAGUUAUCGGAUGAAGGGCUUUACUGUUGUUUGAAAGGCCCAAAAUUCUAUUUGUACAACUCAUGCAAAAUCUUUAUUGCCUCAUUGAAUGCCAACUAGAGUUUAGAUUUGUUAAAUAUAUUUUUCAUACAGCGUCUGUUGUCUUUCAGCCAUUACUGUAUUAUGGAGAAAAUAUUCAGUAGACUGCAGACUAAGUACUGAUACCAUAUUCUCUCACAGUGAACAUUCAAGUCUGCUAAUUCUUGGCGAUGUUGGGUUGCUGUUGCCCGUUUAGCUUAGUAGUACAGAUUGGAUUCAAAAGCCAACUUUGCUUUACACAAUCAAAAAUGGUGCAGACUUGAUGAGGUCAAAGCGAUUGCACAACUUGGGCAAGUUUUUGCAGUAUUGCAUGUUUCAUAUGCAGAAGUUAAUAGAAGUCUGUCAAAGCGGAGCCCGAAGUGACACAAUUAUAAGUGACACUUUGGCUAAAAAUAAGUCCGACCGAACAGGUUGGAGUGAUAUUUUUUUUUUACCAAAUGUUACUUUCUGUGUGGUGGGAUUCAAAUGUAUUUCAAUUCAUUUGUGCUGAUGCAGCGUCCUGCACUUGAAUACUUUCUAGGAACCAAUAAAAUUGGCUUAAAAAAGAAAAAAGAACUCCAGGAUUGGACAAUCGUGGAAAUCACAAAAUAUUCUUGAUUCUUGUGUUCACGCUUUUAUUUCAGGACAUUAAGCUGAUAUUUAACAAUACACUAAAUCACAAACUGUGAAGUUCAUGUGCAGCUGCUUUUUUUUUUCUUUUCUUUUUUCUUUGAUGCCUUGAUGGAGGCAUGUCUACUCAGAUCUUUCAAGCAAUGAAUGUAACCAUUUGCUGCUUGUGAAAUACCACAUUGAUUUGAAAUGUGUCCAGAAGUGUAUUACGUUGAGGUUACCAAUCUGUGUCGGAUCUGCAUAGCUGUUCUCUAACAUGCCCUUAUUUGGAGUUGGAUUGUGUAUUCUUUGACAUUGGUGUAAGAAAGGCUAAAUUUAAGCAGUCCACACCAUCUGAGGAUUUUUUUUUUUUCAAAGUCAUUGUAAUUGUUUCUUUUGUGUAAAUUAAUCUGCACAGACUUCAUGUACCGAUUUGCCGAAAGUUACUUUCAUACUUAAGGAUUUUGUCCUUUCGCUAACAUUCCUCUGGCUGCAUGUGUUAUGUCACAUCUGUUGAGACAAGUCUGGCUUGGAAACGUCAUCAGCCAGCGUUGCUGAAUGUGAAUAAAAUGAGUUUAGUUCGUCUUUGGCCACUAGGGGGCAGUAAAUCAAACUUUUAUGGUGGUUCCCUUUUGUUCUGCUGUAAUGACAACUUUGUGUACUUAACACUAUUUUCUCAUCAACGGCAACAAAGAAAGGAUUGUAUAUCAAUAAAAUGUGAACAGUCGAAGAACUUGGAUCAGUCUGACUUUUUACAGGAAAUAUGUUUGUACAAGUCUUUUUUUUCUUUUUCUUUUUUUUACAGCAGGUGGGGAUUCCCUCCUCCCCCUGCACCCCCAUUUUUCUUUUCUUUUUAAUCAUUUAUAUGUCUUAAAUGUUAAGAGCAGACAUGCAUAUUAACUCGAGAAAUAUAUAGACACGUAACUUUGCAACACAGGAUUUGUUUUUUUGGUGAGUUCCCUUUGAAGCCUCAUGUGCAAAGUGCUGCUUAGUCUUAAUAUGU